CAAUUGCCGACAGCCAACGCCCUCGGUUCAUGGUCGGUCGCCGCUGUCCCGCUUGACUCGACCUGCGACUUUGUUCCUCCAUCUCGAAUCUCGACAUCUCGGCAUCUCGAAACCAACGCCCACCACCCAGCGCAAGCCGUCGCUGCGCACACCUCCAAUCGCCACACACAUCUGACACCCCCCCAAGGCUCUCUGGCAGGCCUUGCCCCCCUCCACGAUGGGCGCGCUUCUCUCCUUGCCGCUGAUGGCGGUUCCCAGCGUCGGCACGCUGCUUUCCUUUGGGGCCACCUGCUGCGGCGCCGCAACAUGCUCCAUGGUCUGCUCGGCCUGCGGAAAGUGCGGCAACAGCGUCGCGACCCGCAUCGGAUACGCCCUCAUCCUCCUCGUCAACUCGAUACUGGCCUGGAUCAUGGAGACGUCGUGGGCCAUCGACAAGCUCCAACACCUCAUGCUUGACUAUGUCAAGAUCAACUGCCCCACGGGCCAGUGCUACGGCUGGCUCGCCGUCCACCGCAUCAACUUCGCCCUCGGUCUCUUCCACCUCGUCUUCGCCGGCCUCCUCUUCGGCGUCAGCUCAUCCAAACAGCCGCGCGCCGCCAUCCAGAACGGCUACUGGGGCCCCAAGGUCAUCGCCUGGCUGGCCCUGAUCGUCAUGUCCUUCCUGAUCCCCGACACCUUCUUCGUCUUCUGGGGCAAGUACAUCUCGCUGGUGUUUGCCAUGAUGUUCCUCAUCCUGGGCCUGAUCCUCCUCGUCGAUCUGGCCCACAGCUGGGCCGAGUACUGCCUCGAGCAGAUCAACGAGACCGAGUCAAAGGCCUGGCGCACCGUUCUUGUCGGCUCGACCCUUGGCAUGUAUCUGGCAUCUCUGGCCAUGACCAUCAUCCAGUACAUCUUCUUUGCGCGCUCGGGCUGCUCGUCGAACCAGGCCGUCAUCACCAUCAACCUGAUCCUGUUCUUGCUCGUCUCCUUCAUCUCGGUCCACCCCGCCGUGCAGGAGACCAACUCCAAGGCCGGACUGGCCCAGGCCGCCAUGGUGGCCGUCUACUGCACCUACCUCACCAUGUCGGCCGUGUCGAUGAAGCCCGAUGACACGGACGACAAGCACUGCAACCCGCUUAUCCUCGCCCAGGGCACACGAACCACCUCGGUCGUCAUUGGCGCCAUUGUCACCAUGUUGACGGUUGCGUGGACGACGACGCGAGCGGCAACGCAGACUCUUGGCCUCGGAACCUCGCGCGGCGGUGCCAUCAGGCUGCCCGAUGACGACGAGCACGGACUCGUGACCACGCAGCCGGGAAGGCGGGAGAUGCGGGCCGAGGCUCUGCGCCGGGCCGUCGAGGAGGGCAGUCUCCCCGCGGAUGCACUUCUUUCGGACGACGAGGACGACGACAGCACAGGGGGCGGCGGCCGCCACGACGACGAGCGUGCCUCGACGCAGUACAGCUACACCAUGUUCCACAUCAUCUUCUUCCUGGCCACCGCCUGGGUCGCCACCCUGCUCACCAUGAACUACGAGGACUCGACCAAGGGCAAGGACGGCGACUUUGCUGCCGUCGGACGCACCGUCUGGGCCUCGUGGGUCAAGAUUGCGAGCUCGUGGGUCUGCUAUGCGCUUUACGUCUGGACCCUUGUCGCUCCUGUCCUAAUGCCCGACCGCUUUGACUCGUAAUGAAGGCGCCCCGAUCAUCAUGGUCGCGUCUUUUAUACCAACUGUACACCAAGCCAGCAUGGCUAUUCUUUCGUCUCCUACUCUGUCGUCUCAUAUCCUUUAUCAUCUCAACUUCCUCUGAAGAACAAACUGUACAUGGACACGGGCAGACCGUGUUAUCCGUUGUGUGCCAAGUAAAGGGACGGGUAGCGCAC
Molecule: messenger RNA, 1863 nt
Organism: Gaeumannomyces tritici R3-111a-1
Lineage: Eukaryota; Fungi; Ascomycota; Sordariomycetes; Magnaporthales; Magnaporthaceae
Exons: 2
Coding region: 218-1669 (483 amino acids)
Cellular component (GO): membrane
Source: RefSeq, a predicted model, not a curated record